Molecule: messenger RNA, 448 nt
Organism: Mastomys coucha (southern multimammate mouse)
Lineage: Eukaryota; Metazoa; Chordata; Mammalia; Rodentia; Muridae
Gene: Frmd1
Product: FERM domain containing 1
Exons: 2
Coding region: 1-387 (128 amino acids)
Source: RefSeq, a predicted model, not a curated record
AUGUACUUCUGCCACCUGAAGGAACAGGUACUGAGGUCCAGGUGCAUGCACAGAGAGGAGGUCAACUUUCUGCUGGUCGCCUGUGGGUUACAGGCUGACCUGGUCAACCACCAGGAGUCAGUCAAUGUGGAGAAGAAGAGCUUUCAGGAAUCCUGUAUCAGUGACCUGCUGGAGCUGCACCUGGACUUGGAGCAAAGCAGCAGGAACUCCCUGGACAAUGAGGACAAUAAGAGCAGCAGACAACAUCUCUUCCACUACCUCUCGCUCUGCUCCAAAGGUGAGGCAGCUCCCACACAGCGGGCAUCAAGCAGAACUCCCAGCAGGGAGAGUGUGAGAUGUCUGUGGAUGAACCUACAUGGACUUGAGCUUCUGUGGGAAGACAUCUAGUGGUUCCUGGAGCAGCUGCAGCAGGCAGGACACAUGGAACUGUAGUGGAGGUGAGCUAUAG